AUGUCUUCCCCUAACUCAGGCCACCCUCCUUCUGACCUCGCUUCACCCUUCCCCUUCCGCAUCUCCCAUCUGCCUCACCCUGACAGGCCCCGCCUCCCCAGGCCGUCGGUCGACACCACCAACCUCCACUCCCAUCUGCCCGUGCCCCUCCACUCUACCUACAAUCAUCGUCCCUCCCACCCCUCCUCGCCGCAAUCAUCCUGGGACUCGCGCAAGCGCCCGCACAGUGCUGUAGUGCGUAUCCCCCAGCAUCGCGGUAGCAGGAAGCGCUUCAGGUCCAUAUCGUGUUUGCCGACCAUACCAAGCGCACCAGACGAAGAACCAAUGUCUUACCAGUGGCAGAACAACAACUAUGGGACCGAGGCGGUCGACUUUUCGCCAGAGCAGCUGAAUCAGCAGGACGAAAAGAAGCAGUCCGAGUACCCGAGUGGCCAGGGCAUGCUCGACCUCUCUGGCGUCUUUUUCAACAACUCGGACCUUGUCUCAAAUGGCAGCAGCAAUAAUACCGGCACGAAUAGCACCGGCAGCUUUGCAGAGAUGCCGCCUCCGUCAUACAACUAUCGCCCGUCCCUGGCUUUAGAUACGAGUGGUGGGUAUAUGAAUACGCAAUCUCAGUCGCCAUACUCGGCUCCCUCAACAGGGCUUGGGAUUGACCAGGGGCCAAGUCAGGAGAGUAGCUCCCUGGAAACGCCGGGCAACUAUCAGGCGCCCAAUAUACCUUACGUCCCUCAGUAUGGUUUUAUCCCGCAAUCGAUGGAUUAUGGGUCAUCUCAGAGCUCAAACGACAUUCCUUCUCCCCAACCCCAUCACGGUCUCGACGUCUUUCCCCAAAGCAUGCUCCCAAGCUUCUUCUAUCCCACGCCUGUCUCUGAGCAUGGUGCUCCUGAGAACGCCUUGCAUCAUACUGUACCGCAACCACUCCCUCAGACGCAGGGCCUACCACAUAUCGGCACCAUCUCUCCCUCUGAACUUGGGACGCAUCAGCCACUGAAGCCGACAAAAAGCUUUAGUGAUCUGAUGAUGGGUAGCCGGGCGAGCUCGUCAUCGAGUUUGUGUUCGCAGGAUGUGCCGGAUAGCGGAAGUGGGUGGGGAGGGGGAGGGGUGCUGGACGACUGGGCAAGGCCCCUGAGUAGAGCCUUGCCACCGUCAGCGGCUAGUUCGAACGGGCCAACUGCCAAGGCGGACCAGGCGUAUCCCCCUGCCAACACUACAGGCAAGCGGCCGUCCUUUAGCGCCUCGCCUCUGCGGAAUUCGUCCUUUUCUCCAACCUCUGUCGGGAGCGGUGAUACCGACUCGGUUAUCAGACAAUACAUCCGCUCGUCUAAUCGUCUUGGAAUGGGUGAAAGACGAAUCAUCGUCAUGAGCCCCAAAGUGGGACAGAAAAGUUAUGGUACAGAGAAACGAUUCCUUUGCCCGCAUCCGCAGGCAAUGCUCGUUGGCUCUGGCUGGUGGACCAGGUCUCCAGAUGGCUCGGUGGUCUCUCCUUUCCAACCGCCUCGUGUCAAUAUCAGUCUCACGGCUGAGAUACCAGUCAAGGACGCCGCUAUCAGCUGGACAGAUCUGGACGGCUUCAAUAUCGACGAAAAGAUCAAUACAAACGGCAUGGGGCCGGAUGAUAGACCGUUUUUGGGAUGUGUGGCGGGAAAGAAUUUACAUAUAAGUGAUCAAGAUCCAAAGAGGAAGGAUGUGAGAGCGCUGGUCACGGUGAGAGCACCGAUUGGUCGAUACGGGGCCAAUGGGUGGGGCCAGAAGGGGGGCAAGGAAGGGGCAGGGGAAAAUGUGAUUGGAGUUUUUGAGAGUAAAGAUAUCAAGAUCAUUAGCAAGCCGAGUAAGAAAAGGUCUACGGCGAAAAGCAGCGAAUUCAUUAUUAACCACGGCACAACUAUCGCCUUGUUCAACCGGAUGAAAUCACAGACUACCUCCACCCGCUACCUCUCCGUCACUCCCGACUUUACUUGCAUGCCCGGAUCUGACGGCCGACCAGUCCCUGGCGCGAAACCACCCUCGCGCUCGCACGCCCAUGACGGUGUUCCAGGUUUCACGGUCGACAGUGUCAUCUGGGAGUCGUGGAUCAUCUGGCUCGUCGACCCUUCCUUGCCAUCAGGGCCUAGUGGAAGACGGCCUCCGAGCCCAGGGUGGCCGAGUCCGCCCGCAAACACAAUUCCGACCACCAUUUUGCACCCUGCUAUCCGAUACAACUCGACUGUAGUGCUGCAGUCUUUGCAAACGGGAGCUAUAUCUCCAACUCUGGUGAUCCGACGUAUAGAGUCGGACGCAGAUGCGGUAGGCAUGGACGGUAUCCAUCAGGAUGGGCAUGCGGUUUUCCCGCCUGGGGAGCUUGGUAGCGAUCUCGUGUCGCAACUGCAAAAGGUUGCUUUUGAGAUAUAUGAUCCCUCCACGUCGGAAAGGUUCCAGAGGGACUCCAAAUAUGGAGGACAGUGGCUGUCCUGCGUGCACGACUCUGUCAAGCAGCAUAAUGUCAAAGCUGAAAGACGGUGGGCCACCGUCCCCGUCACGGCUGCGAGCAAGAAUGGUUCCAAAGCCAGCAGUCUCCCCUCUACACCCUCAAGCCCCGUGAGCUCUUCAUCCUCGCUCGACUACUUCGGCCAUCAAGCCCAAAGAUCAUCGGGACAUGCACACCCUCUGAUGUCUCCCGGGAGUGGAGAGGUGCCUUUGCCUUCUACGGAUGGCGGGCCUGUUAGGAGACAGAGGACAGCGUCUGUGGGGAAGGGGCCCUUGGCGAGGCCGAUGCAUAGGAAGAGGCCGUCGGUGGAUUCCGCAGGAUCAGGUUCUUACGAGUACCUGCCGACGAUGGCCGAGGCCAUGAGUGCGCAAGAGGAUCAUUCACCAAGGAUGUUUUGGACGAUGCCUGUGGGAGACAAUGCUGUUUGGAGUAUCAUCGGCGUGGAACAAGCGUCAUACACAUUCUACACACCACCCAUGACCUCUUACGAAACCUUUGAACCCGUCGCACCCUUCCCUGUGGCUCAUCGACUGUUACCGUCCAACCUCAGCGCCGAGACGCCGAAAGAGUAUGCGCAUCACUACACCUCCGUUUCCAACACUCCCCUCGUCACCAUGUAA
Messenger RNA from Cryptococcus wingfieldii CBS 7118, 3084 nucleotides. RefSeq lists its product as hypothetical. NCBI's taxonomy places the organism in Eukaryota, Fungi, Basidiomycota, Tremellomycetes, Tremellales, Cryptococcaceae. The transcript is spliced from 5 exons. Gene Ontology annotation, molecular function: RNA polymerase II cis-regulatory region sequence-specific DNA binding; DNA-binding transcription activator activity, RNA polymerase II-specific. Bases 1 to 3084 code for a protein of 1027 amino acids. Gene Ontology annotation, cellular component: nucleus. The record is from RefSeq and is a predicted model, not a curated record. Gene Ontology annotation, biological process: regulation of transcription by RNA polymerase II.